Messenger RNA from Anthonomus grandis grandis, 958 nucleotides. RefSeq names its product myosin regulatory light chain 2 (gene Mlc2). The coding region runs from base 128 to 739 and encodes 203 amino acids. Gene Ontology annotation, molecular function: calcium ion binding; myosin heavy chain binding. Gene Ontology annotation, biological process: post-embryonic development; locomotion. The transcript has 4 exons. The record is from RefSeq and is a predicted model, not a curated record. Lineage: Eukaryota; Metazoa; Arthropoda; Insecta; Coleoptera; Curculionidae. Gene Ontology annotation, cellular component: cytoplasm; myosin II complex.
UGGCAGCUACUUUUAAGGUUUGCGCGAUAUCCAGACUCGCCCGUCCGAAGUUAUUUAAGUAACGUUUCGGAAAAAGUUUCUUCAGUCGCGGGUGUUUCUGAGAGAACGAACAUCUACGACAGACAAAAUGGCGGACAAAGAAAAGAAGGUCAAGAAGAAGAAGAAGGAAGAAACCAGCGAGGCUCCAGCCGCCGCCGCUGCCCCAGCCGCCGAAACCCGCACAUCCUCCAAGAGCUCCUCGAAGAGGGCCAAACGUUCCGGCUCCAAUGUCUUCUCCAUGUUCUCCCAGAGCCAAGUGGCCGAGUUCAAAGAAGCCUUCCAGCUGAUGGACCACGACAAAGACGGUAUCAUCAGCAAAGAAGACUUGAGGGCAACCUUUGACGCCGUCGGUAAGAUCGCCAGCGAGAAGGAACUCGACGAGAUGAUCCGUGAGGCACCCGGACCAAUCAACCUCACUCAGCUGUUGGGUCUCUUCGGUAGCCGAAUGGCCGAUUCCGGUGGUACCGACGACGAUGAAGUCGUAGCCGCUGCCUUCAGGUCGUUCGACGAACCCGGUGGUAUCGACAGCGAGAAGUUCAGACAUGCCCUGAUGACCUGGGGAGACAAAUUCACCGCCAAAGAGGUCGACGACGCGUUCGACGCGAUCGACAUCGAUGACAACGGUCGGAUCGACACCGCCGCCCUGAUCACCCUCCUCACCGCCUCCGCGGAGGAGGAAGGUGAGGGUGAGGCCGCCUAAGCGACUCUCUAAUUUACCACCACCCAAAAUACCCGCGAACGGCUACGUCACGUGACAUGUUAUGUUAAUUGUAGGAGCUCACCGUAGGCGGAUGACACCGUCGCCUCCAAAUGUCACAGUGAGAUGUGCACAACUUACUAUCACUGAUUGGUCGCACACGUUAUCUUAAGCGACUUUUAUUUUUUAAUUUAACGUUUAAUAAACAAUUUACAUUUCCUA